Armigeres subalbatus is the source of this 1134-nucleotide messenger RNA. RefSeq lists its product as uncharacterized. The record is from RefSeq and is a predicted model, not a curated record. The coding region runs from base 382 to 1071 and encodes 229 amino acids. NCBI's taxonomy places the organism in Eukaryota, Metazoa, Arthropoda, Insecta, Diptera, Culicidae. The transcript has 4 exons.
UCUGCAGGGCUCAGUCAGUCGAGUUUCGGAUCUAGUCACUGGAGGACUGGCUUCUCAAGACUAUGGGACGGCGACAACGGAUGACGUCGUUUGUGUUUGCGUAAAAAAAAACAUCACAGAAGAGAAGAAUAGUAAUACCAACAGAACAUACCGUAGUGUUCUCUCUAAUCAAGUUUUGUGCUUGUUUCAAUGAAAAGGUUCGCGUGAGCCAUACCAGUUUCUGAUUAUUACUGCAUAAAAGUAGCCGCGCGACGUAGUGAGCUACACAAGUUCUCAAGCUUUGGGAAUUCCCAAACGAUCGCGAAGUUUAUCAGUCGCACAAGCUAAGCUGAGGCGCCAGUGUCGUCGAACCUCUGGUGAAAAAUAUUGUUUUGCGCAGAAAUGGAGAAAAGGAUAUUCAGCGGCGUGAUCGCGUUGAGUCUGAUCGCGAUUGUCUACAGUGCUCCACAGCUACCAAUCUUUCAGCAACCUCCCGGUAACAAUCCUGUAUCCAUUGGUGAUAAACCUUCGGUUUAUAAAAACAACAGCCGCAAUGGUCAGAACGGAACCAGCGAACUUUUUGGAUAUCCUGAGGAUCCGUCCGCGAUCGAGUCGAAGCAAAACGCCAGGAAUCGAACCCCGGUGUAUAUCCCAAACCGGUGUCAAAAGAACGAGAUUCUCUAUCCGGGAGAUCAGGAAAGUGAUUGGGUGUGCGAUUGCAAACCAACAUACGUGUACCAUCCACCAACCAGACAGUGUUACCAGCUGUUCACCCAGGCGUACUGCGACGAGCGAUACAUGGUCACACUGGAACCGGACGCCAAACAUCCGCAAUGUGUUGUGAAUGAUUGCUAUAAACGAAAUGAAAAUUUGGUGCCUUUCGGUAAUGAGUGUGUUCAACUGAAUGCAUAUCACAAGAAUUGUUCACACCACCAACUGAAACAGAUAGUUUCCGUUAGGGAAGAGGACAACAAAUUAGGAUGUAUCAAUAUUUCGGAUGUUCUCGAUAAGAGACCUAUGCCAAGCACAAUGGAAUUGGAUAGAACUGCAAACGCUAAUCGUGGGCCAACACAACGCUAUCGUAGACAGUAGACAGUUUAGAUGAGCCCGAUGGUUCAAAUAAAACGGCUUCAUUUUGAUACCCAAGUACAAAAA